Molecule: messenger RNA, 5781 nt
Organism: Symphalangus syndactylus (siamang)
Lineage: Eukaryota; Metazoa; Chordata; Mammalia; Primates; Hylobatidae
Gene: ZNF283
Product: zinc finger protein 283
Biological process (GO): regulation of immune system process; negative regulation of transcription by RNA polymerase II; regulation of cytokine production
Cellular component (GO): nucleoplasm
Molecular function (GO): RNA polymerase II cis-regulatory region sequence-specific DNA binding; DNA-binding transcription repressor activity, RNA polymerase II-specific
Source: RefSeq, a predicted model, not a curated record
AGGGGCGGGGCGAGCUUGCCUGCCAGAAGCUACUCUCCUAGCCUGCGAGCAUUUCCAGGCUCUUGUUUCCCGUCAGCCUCUGGGUCCAAACUAACUACGGGUCUCCGGGUCCUUUUCCGGUGUCCUUAAGGUUCUUGGACUCUGCAUGGUUCCCUUUAGCCUGUCUUCGGGCCUGCCACAAUUAAAUGACCGCAAGAAAGAAGUCUAUGCUAAGCCCCAUAAUGAACGUUUCAAGCAAAAAGGAUGAGAAGUUUAGAUCUGGAAGUGUCCGCGGGACAGGAUCUUGUCAAGACCUGAUGGGGAAGUUCUAGAGGUGGGAUUCCUAGAAGAGGCGCCUCUAGGAGCUCUUGGGUGUGCUGCCAGGUUGCCAGAUUUCUAAGAAGGAGUUUGAAGAGGAGAAAAGGAUUUUUGCAUGUUUAGAAAUCAAGGUUCAGGAGAAUCUUGACAGUGAACGUGUCUCAUUACGUUGAAUAACAGCUACAGGAUGUUCAAGAGCUGUUCUGGCUUUUCUGGAUUCUCUGCUUCACCAAUAGAGGAAUCCCAUGGAGCAUUAAUUAGUUCUUGCAAUUCCAGAACCAUGACUGAUGGGUUGGUGACAUUCAGGGAUGUGGCCAUCGACUUCUCUCAGGAGGAGUGGGAAUGCCUGGACCCUGCUCAGAGGGACUUGUACGUGGAUGUAAUGUUGGAGAACUAUAGUAACUUGGUGUCACUGGAUUUGGAGUCAACAACAUAUGAGACCAAAAAAAUGUUUUCAGAAAAGGAUAUUUUUGAAAUAAGUUUUUCCCAAUGGGAGAUGAAGGAAAAAAGUAAAACCAUUGGCCUUGAGGCAUCCAUCUUCAGAAAUAAUUGGAAGUGCAAAAGCAUAUUCGAGGGACUAAAAGGACAUCAAGAGGGAUACUUCAGUCAAAUGAUAAUCAGCUAUGAAAAAAUACCCUCUUACAGAAAAAGUAAAUCUAUUACUCCACAUCAAAUAAUUCAUAAUACAGAGAAAUCAUAUGUUUGUAAGGAAUGUGGGAAGGCUUGCAGUCAUGGCUCAAAACUUGUUCAGCACGAGAGAACUCAUACAGCUGAAAAACACUUCGAAUGUAAAGAAUGUGGGAAGAAUUAUUUAAGUGCCUAUCAACUCAAUGUGCAUCAGAGAUUUCAUACUGGUGAGAAACCCUAUGAGUGUAAGGAAUGUGGGAAGACCUUUAGUUGGGGGUCAAGCCUUGUUAAACAUGAGAGAAUUCACACUGGUGAGAAACCCUAUGAAUGUAAAGAAUGUGGGAAGGCCUUUAGUCGUGGCUAUCACCUUACUCAACAUCAGAAAAUUCAUAUUGGUGUGAAAUCUUAUAAAUGUAAGGAAUGUGGGAAGGCCUUUUUUUGGGGCUCAAGCCUUGCUAAACAUGAGAUAAUUCAUACAGGUGAGAAACCUUAUAAAUGUAAAGAAUGUGGGAAGGCCUUCAGUCGUGGCUAUCAACUUACUCAGCAUCAGAAAAUCCAUACUGGUAAGAAACCUUAUGAAUGUAAAAUAUGUGGAAAGGCUUUUUGUUGGGGCUAUCAACUUACUCGACAUCAGAUAUUUCAUACUGGUGAGAAACCCUAUGAAUGUAAGGAAUGUGGGAAGGCUUUUAAUUGUGGAUCAAGCCUUAUUCAACAUGAAAGAAUUCAUACUGGUGAGAAACCUUAUGAAUGUAAAGAAUGUGGAAAGGCCUUUAGUCGUGGCUAUCACCUUUCUCAACAUCAGAAAAUCCAUACUGGUGAGAAACCUUUUGAAUGUAAGGAAUGUGGGAAGGCCUUUAGUUGGGGUUCAAGCCUUGUUAAACAUGAGAGAGUUCAUACUGGUGAGAAAUCCCAUGAAUGUAAAGAAUGUGGAAAGACCUUUUGUAGUGGGUAUCAACUUACUCGACAUCAGGUAUUUCAUAGUGGUGAGAAACCCUAUGAAUGUAAGGAAUGUGGGAAGGCUUUUAAUUGUGGAUCAAGCCUUGUUCAACAUGAGAGAAUCCAUACAGGGGAGAAACCUUAUGAAUGUAAAGAAUGUGGGAAGGCUUUUAGUCGUGGCUAUCACCUUACUCAACAUCAGAAAAUCCAUACUGGUGAGAAACCUUUCAAAUGUAAGGAAUGUGGGAAGGCCUUCAGUUGGGGUUCAAGUCUAGUUAAGCAUGAGAGAGUCCAUACUAAUGAGAAGGCUUAUGAAUGUAAAGAUUGUGGGAAGGCCUUUGGUAGUGGCUAUCAACUUAGUGUUCAUCAGAGAUUUCAUACUGGUGAGAAGCUUUAUCAGUGUAAGGAAUUCAGGAAGACCUUUACUCAUGGCUCAAAACUUGUUCAUGAGAGAACUCAUAGUAAUGAUAAGUCCUACAAAUAUAACGAAUGUGGGGAAGCCUUUCUGUGGACAACUUACUCAAAUGAGAAAAUUGAUACCGAUGAAACCUUAUGAUUGACAGUUGUAAAAGAACAUUUUGUGUGUGUGUAUAGACAACUUAAUAAGAACUCUUGAGAAACCUCGUGAAUGUAAGGGAUGUGCAAAAGCCAUUCAUUUCUGUUUAUGGACAAUUAUCUUGCUAUCUAGCAAUUCAUACUAGUGAGAAAUAUUUUGAAUAUAACUAAUAUGAAAAGGCCUUUAGACUUCCAUAUAGUCUUAUUGGAUAUCAGUUUAUACUGAUGUAAAAUCAUUUAAAUGUGAGGAAUGUGUGAAGAUCUUUAUUCAUGAUACGAAGUCUGAUUUACAUCAGAUAAUUGGUAUUUGUUAAAAAGAGUUUAAAUGGGAGGAAUGUGGGAAGGACCUAAACUUAAUUCAGUUCUUGCUGCACAUCAGAGAAUUUAUACUGCUGUGUAAUCUUAUGCACAUAAGGAAUUUGGGAAGACUUAUAGACGUAGUAAAUAUCCUAGAGUACAUAGAGAAUUCAUCCAAAUGAGAAAUCAUUUGAAUUAGAAUUAUAGGAGGCCUUUAGACAAAUGCUACUCAAAUUAUUAUCCAGAGACUGGUGCAGUCAUAAAAUUGUCAUCUGUCAGUCAUGAGAUAAAUGUGGAAAGUGAGUAAAUAUUUGGAACUUUUGUAGCAAUUUGACAUUUCCAUAACAUUCUAUUUUACAAAAUUAUCAGUCCAUAAAUGAUUGAGAAUUGAAAACAAAGUUUGGUCUUUCCCAGAAAUAAUUUGAGAGACAAGACUCACACUUUUCAAGACGUGAGACAAGUCACAAUAUAAUUUAAAUAAGAAAUUCUUUACUUGCACCUCUCUGAUUAGAAUAGCAGAAUAUUUAUACUAUAGCAAGAUUUGGCAAAUGAGGGAGUCCAAAUUUUCUAAUGCCUGCAACAGCAUAAGAUAAUUUAUACCAGAUAUGUUAAAUGUACAGAAGCCUUCCAACACUAUUCAGUCUUUGUUAAACUUCAGUAAAUUCAUCCUAGAGAAUAACUCUGUUAAUGUAACAAAUGUAGGAAAACCCUUAUCCAUGGCAAAUACCAUACUGUCAUCACCAUUUCACCUCCGUACUACCUGUAGGAUGGUGAGCAAAAUGCUUAUCUCCUCUGGACAUGAUGUUUAAAAUGCUGAUGGUAACUAAUAAUGCUGUUACAGAGAUUAGAUGGAUUUAGUAUGCAUCAUAUCCUUGGAAGAGUAUCUGGUAUGUAGCCUAUGCUCAAUACAUAUUAGCUAUUGUUCAUAUUGUCUUUAUUAUUAGUAUUACUACUGGUGAAUUCUUAGGAGAGGCACAACCGUUUUGAGGAAUGAAUUCAGAAAAGCUUCCUAUAACCACUCAUCCAUUUGAAUUUCAGAUAGUUCAUUCUGGAUAAGAUCUAGUACGGCAUAAAGAAUUUGAGGGGAUUUUAAUUCAGAGUUUAUCCCUUAAGCUGAGCUAAAAAAUUGAGACUUGAAAAAACCCAGACUUUUGAAGAGUUUAGGAAAGCUGUUUUACAGAAUGUCACACAUGAGUUUCUUUCCUCAUUGUGAAAUUUGAUAUGGGCCUCUCCUUCACAUUUCUCGUAACAUGAAGUUGGAAAUAGAGGCUUAAACAUUUUUUACCAGAACACUUCAUAGAUGGUGAUGUGUACUUCAUCUUGCAAUACAUCAGAAGCAGAUAGUAUCCAUUUCCCCCACUAUCACCAGUGCCAAGUUUGAUCACUUAUGAUAACUACUGGAGUUGUCCGUUAUAAAGAUCUAUUAUAUACCUAAUAGGAUUGGUCAACCUUGAUCAAUGAUCUUUGGAAAUGUGUGAUCAUAUGGUAUGUAUUUUACUUUUUUUUUUUUGAGACAGGAUCUCUCUCUCUGUCACCAAGGCUGGAGUGCAGUGGUAUGAUUUCGGCUCACUGCAACCUCCACCUCUCGGGUUCAAGUGAUUCUUGUGCCUCAGCCUCCCAAGUAGCUGGGUCCACAGGUGUGCACCACCACACUGGCUAAUUCUUGUAUUUUUAGUAGAGAUGGGGUUUUGCCAUGUUGGUCCAGGCUGAUCUUGAACUCCUGCGCCUGCCUCAGCCUCCCAUAGUGUUGGGAUUACAGGCGUGAGACACCGCGCCUGGCUGUAUUUUACUAUUUGUAAAUCACAAUGCAUCUUAAAAUUGAUGGCUUCUUGUAACCACUUUCAACCAGGUGGCUGUCAUGAUUUAGUGCUAGCAUCAAGGCAGGUUAGUUACGAUGAAAUAGAGUGUGUGUUUAUAUACUCACACAGAAAUCGACCUUUUUAAAAAUUAUUUCUUUUUAAAAAUAAUGUCAGUUCCAUCAGAACUAAUGCAUUGAUAACUAAAUGUCUGUGGUUCCUUGUCAUAAGUCUACACCUGACCUCUGUAUUUUGUGCACACAGGGGAUUCGUAAUAUCACUGUUCAGUCAGUCAUUCACCAUCUAGUGAUCAUCAUUCUACAUGAUUGCACUUUUUCAAAGGCAUAAAAAGCCAACACUUGCACUUUUAAUAAUCAACUGUAACACAAAGCAGAGUACUUUGGAAGUUUUAACAGGAUACAUUAUUGGUAAUUGGCUAUUAUGGCACUCCCUCUGGGUGCCACAUUUGCCUGUUAACCAAGAAAUGUAGACAUGGUGCCUUAUCCCAACAUUUCUGAAAUUAUAUCUCAAGGAAUCACCAGUGCUUACUAGUACUUGACAAUGAAGGAGGAUUUUACAGUUAAAGAAGCUUAUAAAGUAGUAUCUACUAAAUCCCCUCUUAAGGAACAAGCAAAAGCACCUCACCAGCCUAUCAAAAGACUAAAGAGAAGUGAAAAAAGAAAAGACUGCCGGGCGCAGUGGCUCACGCCUGUAAUCCCAGCACUUUGGGAGGCCGAGGCGGGUGGAUCACGAGGUCAGGAGAUCAAGACCAUCCUGGCUAACACGGUGAAACCCCGUCUCUACUAAAAAUAGAAAAAAUUAGCUGGGCGUGGUGGUGGGCGCCUGUGGUCGCAGCUACUCGGGAGGCUGAGGCAGGAAAAUGGCGUGAACCCGGGAGGCAGAGCUUGCAGUGAGCCGAGAUUGAGCCACUGCACUCCAGCCUGGGCGAAAGAGCGAGACUCCGUCUCAAAAAAAUAAAAAUAAAAAAAAAAAGACUAAGGAGUAUUCUAGUGAAGAAAGUGGUUGAACUUUGUUUAAACUGGUGUAUGGCAAACUUCACUGUUGAAAUACUGAUUCCCAUGACCUAUUAUCUUUGUAGGUGGGUGAAAUUGCAUUGGGAAUGGCUGCUAUAACCAAAAGAGAAUUUCAGUCACCAUGUCUGGUUGUUAGCUAUGAUGGAAUGGCAGCAUCAUGCUCUCAGUUAUGAGUGAAAAUCUUUGUUGUAGCUAAGUAGUGGUGCCUCCUGAGUUUUAUUAAAUGCCAUUUCACUAUC